Messenger RNA from Colossoma macropomum (tambaqui), 5344 nucleotides. RefSeq names its product roundabout, axon guidance receptor, homolog 3 (Drosophila) (gene robo3). Bases 502 to 4686 code for a protein of 1394 amino acids. The transcript has 28 exons. NCBI's taxonomy places the organism in Eukaryota, Metazoa, Chordata, Actinopteri, Characiformes, Serrasalmidae. Gene Ontology annotation, biological process: axon guidance; Roundabout signaling pathway; axon midline choice point recognition. Gene Ontology annotation, molecular function: protein binding; axon guidance receptor activity. The record is from RefSeq and is a predicted model, not a curated record.
ACGGUCGCGAGGGCUGGAAGCCUAGCGCGAGAAGUAACGGCCGAAAAGAAACAGUCAUUUUCUUCACGGAGGAGAAAUAAACGUGAAAGAAAGGCGGCAUAUUUUUGAGAAACGCGUAACUCCUCGCUGUAGUGAAAAGCUGUGCGGGAGAUUUAACGGGCUGGUGUUGUUUUCGGCAGCCCGAGGCUGCCUGACCCGUUAUAAGCUCUCUGUGGGAUCCUCGCCGUACCAAACGGACCCGGGUGAAGGAUGUGUGAGCGAAGAGGUGCGAGGCUGCCGCUUAAACUGUGAGAAAACCUGCUAUGCCUGCUGGAAUGAGUUUGUUUUUGUCUUCUUCAAUGUGACUGUGUGGGAGUCGCUGCCCCAGCCCAGUGCAGUCCAGUCCAGUCCUCCUCCUCUGACGCUCAGCUGGAUUUUAACGCAUGUUGGAUGUUUAAAGCAGACGCGGACUGUCCGUUUACAGACAUCUAAACCCCAAACUCGAGGCUGCUCCAAAGGGUGAUGGAGUUUUUCCGGACUUUUCAUGCCUUACCGAUUAUAUGUUCGCUCAUCUGCUUGGCUCAUGGAUCUCGACCCAGAUUGGAGGACGCCCCGCCACGGAUUGUGGAGCACCCCUCAGACCUGAUCGUUUCAAAAGGGGAGCCGGCCACACUGAACUGCAAAGCAGAGGGCCGGCCGACCCCCAUGGUGGAGUGGUACAAAGAUGGCGAGCGUGUUGAUACAGACAGGGAGGACCCUCGCUCCCACCGCAUGCUGUUGCCCACAGGCUCCCUCUUCUUCCUCAGGAUCGUGCAUGGACGCCGCAGCAAACCGGAUGAAGGUGUCUAUGUGUGCGUGGCCAGGAACUACCUGGGAGAGGCUGUCAGUCGCAAUGCUUCUUUGGAGGUUGCAAUUCUACGGGAUGAUUUCCGGCAGACUCCCAGUGAUGUGGUGGUAGCUGCAGGGGAGCCGGCUGUUAUGGAGUGCAUUCCCCCACGUGGCCACCCCGAGCCCACCAUCUCAUGGAAGAGGAACAACGUGAAAGUGAACGACAAGGACGAGAGGAUCACCAUCCGCGGCGGGAAGUUGAUGAUUUCAAACACGCGGAAAAGCGAUGCAGGAAUGUACGUGUGUGUGGGGACCAACAUGGUGGGAGAAAAGGACAGUGAUCCAGCUGAGCUAGUGGUGUUUGAGCGGCCUAUGUUUGUGCGGCGGCCGGUCAAUCAGGUGGUUCUGGCUGAUGACACAGUGGAUUUUCAGUGUGAAGUCCAGGGAGACCCUGCCCCAACUAUCCGCUGGAGGAGAGAGGAGGGGGAACUGCCCCGUGGCAGGUCAGAAAUACGGAGCGACAACAGUCUGCGGUUGACGCAGGUGAGAGCGGAGGAUGAAGGAACGUACACCUGUGUGUCUGAGAACAGUGUUGGCAAAGCUGAGGCAUCAGGAACACUGCAGGUCCACGUGGGCCCAUCUCUACCUCCUCAGAUUGUGAUUCGUCCCCGGGACCAGAUCUCAGCACCAGGGCGCACCGUAACCUUCCUCUGUGGCACUAAAGGGAAUCCUCCACCUGCUGUGUUCUGGCAAAAAGAGGGGAGCCAGAUCCUGUUGUUUCCCAGUCAGCCACCAGCACAGUCAGGCCGCUUUUCUGUGUCACUGAGCGGGGAGCUGACCAUCAGCGACGUGCACAGCGAGGACUCUGGGUAUUAUAUCUGCCAGGCCAUCAGUGUAGCGGGGAGCAUUCUCACCAAAGCCCUGCUGGAAGUGGAGGAUGCUCCAUCUGAUCGGAUCCCGCCCAUCAUUCGGCAAGGCCCAGCCAAUCAGACGCUCGCCCCUGGAGCCACUGCUCAAUUGCAGUGCUAUGUGAUGGGCAACCCUUUACCAAGCAUCCAGUGGGAGCGAGAUGGGCAGAGGAUUCUAGGAAAUGAUGACCGCAUCAACCUAAUGGACAAUGGCACUUUACAAAUCGCAGCCCUACAGGAAACGGAUUCAGGGGUCUACACCUGCGUCGCCUCCAGCUCUAGUGGGGAGACAAGUUGGAGUGGAGUACUUACUGUGAAAGAUAGUGGUGGCAUGGCUCUAGCUCCUGUCUCAGAGCCCUACCAGCUGCCUGGUCCACCCCAGAAGCCUGUUGUGACAGAUGUGACCCGGAACAGUGUGACCUUAACCUGGCAACCCAAUGCUCAUGAGGGCGGGGCUGCUGUCACCUCUUACAUCAUCGAGGCCUUCAGCCAGUCGGCAGGUAGUACAUGGCAGACAGUAGCGGAUCUGGUGAGGCUUGAAAAGCACACAGUGAGUGGACUCUCCCCCAACACCAUCUACCUGUUCAUUGUCCGAGCUGUCAAUGCCUACGGCCUGAGUGACCCCAGCCCAAUCUCAGAGCCAGUACGCACACAAGAUGUGAGUCCUACAGGACAGGGGGUGGACCAUAGGCAGGUGCAGCGCGAGUUGGGCGAAGUGGCCGUGGAACUGCAACAGCCUGUGCUGCUGACUGCAUCCAGUGUACAGCUUACAUGGACUGUUGACCGCCAGUCCCAGUACAUUCAGGGCUAUCGGCUGCUAUACCGGCAGGUGGGGGGUUCCUGGCUCCAACAGGAUGUUAAGGCAGCCCCUGAGCGCAGCACUGUCCUCAACAACCUGCUGAAAGGCACAGAGUACGAGGUCAAAAUCAGACCGUAUUUUAAUGAGUUCCAGGGCAUGGACAGCCGUCCACUGACCCUCCGAACACCUGAAGAGGUCCCCAGUGCACCUCCUCAGGCUGUUACUGUGUCAACAGUCAAACCCAGCAACAGCUCCAGUAUCAGUGUUUCAUGGCAGCCUCCCCCUGCUGAGAUGCAAAAUGGAGUCAUCCAAGAGUAUAAGAUCUGGUGCUUGGGGAAUGACUCACAGACACGCUACCACAUUAACCAGACAGUGGAUGGGAAUGUGCUAUCCACUCUGGUGAAGGGCCUUCUGCCUGGUGUGCUCUACCAUGUGGAGGUGGCAGCAGUGACCAGCGCUGGAGUGGGCACACAUAGCCAGCCAGUCUCUGUGAUCAUCAAGAUGCCAGCAGAGCAGCCUGCAGUACCGAGUGGGGGCGGUGACUCGGAUCAAAAUGUAAGUCUUGCAGAGCAGAUCACAGACGUAGUAAAGCAGCCCGCCUUCAUCGCAGGCAUUGGCGGGGCAUGCUGGGUAAUCCUCAUGGGCUUCAGUGUGUGGAUAUACUGCCGACGCAAGAAGAGAAAGGAGCUGAGCCACUACACUGCUUCGUUCGCAUACACACCUGCAGUUGGCUUUCCUCAUGGGGAAGGCUCAGGACUAAAUGGAAGGCCAGGUGUGUUGGGCUCUAACAUGGGGAACUACCCCUGGCUGGCAGAUUCCUGGCCCACUACAAAUCUUGUUCAUAAUGCCAAAGAUUCAGUCAACUGCUGUACCUCCAAACAUGACACAGCAGAGAGAUAUUACAAUGAGGCUGGAAUCUCCAACUACUUGAACCAGACAGAGAAAUAUAGCACUGGUUCCAAUGAAGGCCCCAUCUACAGUACCAUCGACCCCACUGCUGAAGACCUGCGCAGCUUCUCAGCACAGUACUCUCAGCACACUACACCCUAUGCCAGUACUCCUAUCAUGCCUUUCACUAACCAGGCACCCUGCAGCCCUGAGCAGGAUGGUGGCCACUGGAUAAACCAACCAGGAACCUCCAACGUGCAGUACGCCCAGCCGGACCGCUCCAAAUCAGAUACUGCCAAGCAGUCAAAGCAGAAGUCAAUGGGAAAGGCAGUGAAGACUCCUUCACUGAACUGGAUGGAGCCAUUGCCACCUCCACCUCCCUCUGGAGAGUUAGAACACUGUUCAGAUGAGGACGAUGAUGAACAUAUAGAGGACAUAGGCACUGAUGAGGAGGACUGGUGUCCUCCACUGCCAGAAAGGACCUGUCUCAUAGACGGAAUGGCAGAGGAUGGACCGUGUCCACCUCCCAGAGGAGAUGCGUCGUCCCCUGCCACCUCCUACAGCCAUCAAUCCACAGCCACUCUCACACCCUCACCCAGAGAGGAGGCCCGCCACUGCCAGGACAUCCCACGCCUCCAACACCUCGAGCAGCCUCAUCCUGGACGCCGGUUGCCAUGUGGACCAGUGCCCAUUCCCCGAGCGCCCAGCCCCCCCCUCACACAGUCCAACCCAAACCUAUCAGCUAAUCAGGAGGGCCCUGAGAGCGGCACGCCGCACCGCUCAACACACAGACGGGAUCUGAGCCAAGGAGCGGCACAGAGUGCAGACAAUGUCAACACACCAGGACGGGCAAGAUUGUCUGCAGGAGACCAAGUCCAGACUCCUCCUGGCCAGAAGGCGAGGGUUAAAAAGAAGUCCUCUAAAAGUGGCCAGUACCGUAGAGACAUCAUGCAAGGAGACUUGCCCCCUCCUCCAGAACCCCCGCCAGAGGAUGAGCCAGUCCGAGGCCCAGCUGGAGGCUUUGAGUGUGGGCAGACGUCGCUGGAGAGAGAGGGGGGCUCGCUGUCCUCCAUGGAAAGGAGAGAGCACAACACGCCCAACCGCAAGAACUCAGCUCAGAGACGGAAAGAUGAUGAAGACUUGAUUCCCUACAACAAGCCCAAUUUCCUGUCCCGCAGCCAGAUGUCUAGCAACUGCUCCACGACAGGAAGUUCUUCGUCGCGAGGGUCAACAGGAUCCAGAGGUCAUGGAAACAGCCGCAAAAGGAAUGAGGAGAUGAGAUAAGGGAAUGCCAAUGGACGAAAAAAACAUCCGUCAACAUCCCUCAGUUUUUUUUUUUCCGUCCCUUGAAAGAGCUCAUCAGCAGAGAGAAGGAUGAGUGUACAGAUCAUCUGCCUCACCACAUGCAAGUCAUGGACUUUUUCAUUAUGUUAUUAUUAUUAUUGUUAUUUAUAACGUUCAUUGGGGCCAUUUUAAAUCCCAUUGUCACUGUAAAUAGUCUUCUCUUUAAGCUUUUUACAUGGGGGCCAGAUCCAGGGAAAGAUGAAAUAUAUUGUAUUUAUAAGAAAAGAAAACACAUUAAAAGGUCCGAUAUAAUAAAAAAACAAAGCUAUUGUCUGAAUGUGCCAACCUCUUUUUGUAGAAAUGUCGACAGUACAGUUUUUUUGAACACAUAAAUAAUAUUGCACUCUUGCGUUGGAGAACAACAAAAAGAUACAAAGCACAACGUGUGUUUGACAAACCGGCAAAAGCAGCCUGGACCUUUUUGCGCUGAGGACACUGCUAGCUUUGAUACCCUCAGAAGGUCCCUGUUGUUGUUGUGGUCUGAAAAGAAUGUGGAGCGAGUUUCUUCUUUCCCACCUGCUUUGGAAGAUUGUACCUAUUGUUUUGCUUUUAUUUGAAGGAGUGCUUCAGAGACAGUGUGAAAAUGUGUUCUGUUCAA